CGCACGCACGCACACACCACACACUCUGUCCUCAGACCACACCCCCUCCUGCUGCCUGUAUCUCUGCCCGUCUCCAUCUGCCUUGCUAACACUUCAUUCUCUGUCUGAACUGGGGCAGCCUCAUUCUCUCCUCCAGGAUGUCGGGCCCUCUGACCAGCGCAGCUUUCCUCCUGUUCCAGCUUGCCCUCCUGCUCGCCCCAGCGCAACGCCUGGAAGCCAAGCCACUCUCUAGCACACAUGGGGGGCGAAAUCUGGAUGGUUCAGCUGGGGUCCUGCGCCUCCGUCGUGAGCUUCGUGAUUCUCUGCCUUACGAAGCCCAAAUGAUGUCAUAUCCACCGGGGGCUGGUAUGGAGGGCCAAGGCAAUGAGCUCCUCUACCAGCCGGAUGGCUGGCGAGGGCAAAGCUUAGGGCAGGCCCUACAGCGAUUGGUCGAGGAUGACCGAAGGCGGGACCAGGAGGCGGCGUACCUGGCCGGCUUGCUCCGGCUCCUCAGUGAAGGGGAAGGUAAUGCCCAGAGGGCUGGAAAAGGGGGAGAGGAAGAGGACGAAGAAGGCGGAGAUCUCCAGGGACCCUACCCACCUGACUAUGAUGAGACAGAGCCGAGCGUGAGCAUGACUAAGCCCCAAGCCUCUUGGCAAGGCCUCCUGGACCCUCAGCUGACUCAGGCUCUGCUAAAUCGCUACCGGCAGGAGAGGCUGCUGCAGGCUGGGCUCACUCCCAGUGGGAACAAGCUGCAGGAGAGCCGUGGAGAGGCAGGAACAGAGGAGAGAGACGAAGAGGCCCUCAGAUAUCUCGUCGGAAGAGUCCUGUCCACUCUUGCGUCCGAAGCCCCACAGGGCGGCCCUGCCCGCCUGGCCAAGCGGGACCUGGCGGCUGUGAGUGCGGGGGCCCCGGGGGUCAUGGCCCCAAAACGAUCCCGCCGCUCGGUCGAUUCUGUGCCACUGCAGCCCCCCAACUCGGAACCAUCGCUGUUCCGAGUGAAGAGGCUGGAGGACCAGGAGGACAAGAUGGCGUCGGCCGCGGCUGGCGGGGCCUCACGGGGCCUGCAGAGAAUGAAGCGAAUCGACGGCGACCUGCCGCAGGUGAAACACAGCCGCAAGAGGCGAGCCCUGACGUAUGACCCAAGUGUGCUGGCCCAGCACAUCCUACAGUACCUGCCAGAGUAAAGCAGAUGUGGGAGAAGCGGGCGCGUGUGGCUAAUGUAAUACCACACACACAUACACAGUACACCGACAUCCACACACAAAGUAUCAGCUUACAAGGAGAUAGUCAAAGCUGUCUGCUCCAGGAUAAGUUAGCCUCUGCAUUUGUUGUGUGUUUCUUCUUUUUAUUUAUCUGAGAAUAAAUUCAUCUGACAAUAUCCAUCGCAGUCUAAAACCAGUAAACAGCUGAGAAGGAAAUGAACUGUCUGACUUUGAAGGGAAAACUGGCCAGUAGGAUCAAGAGAGUUUCUUACUGUAAGUGAUCCUUGGAAAUAAUCAAGCUUUUAUUAUCAUUACAUUAAAUGUGAAAUUCAGUUGUGUAAAGUGGUGCAGGUCCUCUGUUAGUUUUGUCCAUAUGAUCCAUCAAGCUGUGCCCUAAGCGGGUAUGAUAUGACAUUGAAGGGCGGUUCAGAUAAAUUACAUUGUUAUCUAAAUGGUUUUGAUCUGUCGAAUGCGUUGUUUCGUCCAAAAUUAAAAUUCCAUCCAAAAUGCCCAUUUAAUGAUGUCCCUCACCGUUGAUCAAAAUGUGAAACUAUCUGACAGUCCUGGCACCUGUUCCACUAGCAGAUCUCUCAGCAGCAAGUGAGGUGAGUGUCACAUUUGUCUCUCCCUGUGCUAAACACGCUCUGCAAAUCCAUCUCAGUCGCACUACCAUGGCAGAAUGGGAUUGUGGGAUGCAAUGUCCUUU
Molecule: messenger RNA, 1890 nt
Organism: Brienomyrus brachyistius
Lineage: Eukaryota; Metazoa; Chordata; Actinopteri; Osteoglossiformes; Mormyridae
Gene: pcsk1nl
Product: proprotein convertase subtilisin/kexin type 1 inhibitor, like
Exons: 3
Coding region: 138-1166 (342 amino acids)
Biological process (GO): negative regulation of endopeptidase activity
Molecular function (GO): endopeptidase inhibitor activity
Source: RefSeq, a predicted model, not a curated record